Vespa crabro (European hornet) is the source of this 2207-nucleotide messenger RNA. RefSeq names its product cytochrome b5-like. Gene Ontology annotation, molecular function: heme binding. The record is from RefSeq and is a predicted model, not a curated record. Gene Ontology annotation, cellular component: intracellular membrane-bounded organelle; membrane. NCBI's taxonomy places the organism in Eukaryota, Metazoa, Arthropoda, Insecta, Hymenoptera, Vespidae. Bases 418 to 822 code for a protein of 134 amino acids. The transcript is spliced from 3 exons.
GAGAGGAGGGAGGAGGAAGAGGAGGAGGAGAAGGGGAAAGAUAAAGCUCACCGAACGUUAGCGUGUUAUUUUAUAUCGGCAGUGCUUCUACGAGUGCGGUUGUGCGAGACGCAACCCUGACACAUUGGAAUUUCAAGAACACAAUCAUAACAAUAACAACAUCAAUAGCAACAACGACACAACGACAACAACAACAACAACAUCAACAGCAACAACGACAACACAGCGAUAACAUCAGCAGCAGCAGUAAUAGGACAUGACAAGAGUGAUUGUUGAAGUGACGAAGAAGUAAAAAAGAGAAAAAAAGAUAAAUUAAAAACGAAAAAGAAAGAAAAAGGAAGAGAAACGACAGAAAAGAGAGAGAAUUAGUAAGACACAGAUCGCGAAGCUAAAAAACUAAAAAAAGAAAAAACAAAGAUGGUGCAAUUGAAAGAGUUUACCAUAGAAGAAGUACAGAAGACAAAGGGUACUGGAAAAGUAGUAAUAAUUCUACACGACAAGGUCUACGAUGUUACAGAAUUUUUGAACGAACAUCCAGGCGGUGAAGAGAUUCUUAUCGAUCAUGCGGGAAAAGAUGGUACAGAAAAUUUCAAUGACGUCGGCCAUUCUCAAGAUGCUCUUGAUCUAAUGAAUAAAUAUAAGAUAGGCGAACUCAUAGAAUCACAGAGAACUAAUAAGCCUUUAAAAAAAGGUUGGGUCGCCGGUUAUAAUAACAAACAACCAGAAAAUGAAAAAUAUGUUAAGGGACCAGGAGCGCCAUUUUAUACCCUAAUCGCCGCCAUUAUGCUUUUAGCUGCCAUUAUAUUUUACAAUAUGUCAUGAUUAUCGUAAGAUAAAAACGAUAACGAUUAAUUAAUAUCAUUACCAUAAUCAUCAUUAUCAUUAUCAUUAUUAAUAUCAUGAUUUAGCGAUUCAUGUUUGUAUAAAUAAAAAGAGAAUAAAAUAACAAAAAAAAAAAAAGAGAAAAGAAAAAUAAUUUUAGUAUGUUUUAGCAAAGAAUUCUGCAUUGUUGCAAUCGAAAAAAAUCAUUUUAACACACACGCGUGCGCGAUAUGUAUAUACAUAUACACACAUGACAUAUAUAUAUAUAUAUAUAUAUAUAUACACGCAGCUAUUUUAAAAUCGUUUCGUAUCACUUAUAAUCAAUAAUAUACAAACGUAUUAUGUAUGUACCUGUAAGUAAAAAAGGGGUAAUUUACGAUGAAUAUGUCUAAGUAUGAGUUAGUUUUUUCUUUCUUUUUUGUUGUGUUCAUAAUUAUUCUUUAAGUGUUUAUAGUGUUUCUUUAAGUCAUUACAAAAUUGACUACUAUAAAUUAGAUACAUGCAUAGGUUGUAAGAAAUAAAUCUACUAUUAUGAAAAAUGGUGAUUGGACAGUUUUACUGUCUUGUACAGCUGACUGUUGUUGGUAACGAAUACGUUAUUUAUCAUUUCGUCCAUUAAAAUUACACGAUAGGAUGACUUCUAUCUACCCUCUCUUUCUCUUUGUCAAUUAUCCUUAUGUAUAUGCAUACAUACAUAUAUGUAUGUAUAUAUGUAUGUACGCACAGGAGUAUAUAUAUAUAUAUAUAUAUAUACUCAUAUUUACACUACACAUACAAUAUAAAUGUAGUAAUUCAUUAGAAGACAAAGAGAACAAAAAAGAAACGAAGUUGAAAACGUUCAACAGUUUAAAAAAAAAUCUCUUACCAUGAUCGAUGAAAUGACAUAUAACUAAUUUGUGUGUGGGUGGAAGUAUGAGAGAGAAAGAGAAAAAGAGAGAGAGAGAGAGAGAGAGAGAGAGAGAGAGAGAGAGAGAGAGAGAGAGAGAGAGAGAGAGAGAGAGAGGGUAAAAUUGGACGUAUGUACGUUAACGAAGACGAACGGUCCCUCGUCGUAGCUAGCCAUGUGUACAAAUUUAACAACCAACAGGGAAUUUCGCGAAGAAAAAAGAAAGAAAAAAGAAAGAAAAAAGAAAGAAGAAAAAAGACUAGUUAGAGAGAAGAGAAAUGACGAAAUCGUUUCGACGAUGAGAAAUUCCUUUCCAGACAUGUACACGGCGGAAAUUUCAAAUAUUUCGAGAUAUGAACAAAUUUAAAUAGAAUUUUUGAAUUUUCCGCUUUUUUGUACCAAAGCUAGUAAAAUCGUACUCAACAACAUCUCUCUACAUUUUUUUCCUUAUCAAGUAAUGAUAACAAUGAAUAAUAGCCUAAUAAAAAAAAAAUAUUAA